Dipodomys spectabilis (banner-tailed kangaroo rat) is the source of this 2024-nucleotide messenger RNA. It is a transcript of the gene Trmt13, whose product is annotated as tRNA methyltransferase 13 homolog. The transcript has 11 exons. The record is from RefSeq and is a predicted model, not a curated record. Gene Ontology annotation, biological process: tRNA methylation. Bases 53 to 1501 code for a protein of 482 amino acids. NCBI's taxonomy places the organism in Eukaryota, Metazoa, Chordata, Mammalia, Rodentia, Heteromyidae.
UUUUUUGCGCCGGCCGCCGGAUGCUGACCGUCCCGGGCGUGGCGGGACGUGGAUGAUGGCGGCCUCUCCGCCGACUCCGUGCGCUGCGGGGUUUCCAGCCGAGGGGAGAUGCGGGUACUACGUGGAAAAGAAGAAGCGGUUCUGCAGGAUGGUGGCGGCCGCGGGGAAGAGGUUCUGCGGCGAGCACGCCGGCGCCGCGGAGGAAGAAAAUUCUCGAAAAAGAAUCCUGUGUCCUUUAGAUCCAAAACACACAGUAUAUGAAGAUCAACUAGCAAAGCAUUUGAAAAAAUGUAAUGCAAGAGAGAAGCCAAAGCCUGAUUUCUUUAUUCAAGAUAUUAAUGCAGGCUUAAAAGAUGAUACAGAAAUACCUGAACAAUUAGUUCCCAUUUCUUCUCUAUCAGAAGAGCAGUUGGGAAACUUAAUUAACAAAUUGAGAAAAGCAAGUGAAGGUUUGAGUUCCACACUUAAUGAUCACAUCAUGUCUCACCCAGCAUUACAUGAUGCCAUUAAUGACCCUAGAAAUGGGGAUUCUGCAACCAAGCACUUGAAACAACAGGCUUCUAUUUUAGGUAACAUUGAAAAAUUACAGUUACUUGGUCCAAGAAGAUGCUUUGUUGAGUUUGGAGCAGGCAAGGGAAAAUUAUCUCAUUGGGUUGAUGUUGCCUUAAAAGAUGCUGAAAAAGUUCACUUCAUCCUCGUAGAAAAAGUAACUACAAGAUUCAAGGUGGAUGGUAAACACAGAAAGAAAAAUUCAGUGUUCGAAAGACUUCAAAUUGAUAUUCAGCACUUAUGUUUGAACAAGAUUCCUGUUCUAAGAGAAGGGAAACUACCUGUAGUAGGAAUUGGAAAGCAUCUGUGUGGUGUGGCAACAGAUCUUGCAUUACGAUGUUUGGUUGAAACCUAUGCUGCCUGUUAUGAGAAAAGGAAUGAAGAACCUUUAGCCAAACGCAUAAAGAAUGAUAAAACAGAAAAUGAAAUUAACACUUUGGCCAAGGAAGGAAGUGAAAAUAAUGUCCCAGAGAAGUGGACCCCUGUGGCUGGCAUUGUUAUUGCACUCUGUUGUCACCACAGGUGUGAAUGGAGACAUUAUGUGGGCAAAGAAUAUUUCAGGGGUCUAGGCCUUGGAGCAGUGGAAUUCCACUAUUUCCAGCGAAUGAGUAGUUGGGCGACUUGUGGGAUGCGGAAAGCGCCUUUGGAAGACACAGCUGUUACUACAAAGAGCAAAGAUCAUCAAAGUGAUGACAGUGAAGAACAUGAUGAUGGAGAAUAUAGGAUCAGAGAUGACAGCACUGACAAUUUGCCUGGGAUUCUCACUGUUGAAGAAAAGAAGAAGAUAGGGCAUCUUUGUAAACUGCUGAUUGACCAAGGCCGAGUUCAGUAUUUACAGCACAAGGGAUUCAGUCCUGCUUUACAGAACUAUAUAGACCCUUUGGUGUCUCUGGAAAAUGUAUUGUUAACGGCUUUACCAAUUCCUUCUUCUUCACUACAAACAACUGGUUAAGGGAAAAGAAAUUCAGAUAUCUCCUGUCUUCCAGAAAAGAAAAUUUUUACACAUACAAAAAUAUAAAUAGCAGACAAUACAAACUUUAUAAAUACUGUAGCCUCAUUAAACUUUGGCAAAACAUUGUUUUUUUACUUCAGAAGUCCAGAGAAUUCACCAAAUUCUUAAUCCUCUUCACCAGGGCAUUUUGAAUUACAUUAUCCAUCAGUAUUUAUAGACAUUAAUAAAGCAGUUGAACAGUUGACUUGCUGAUCUGAAACAAACAUAACACACCAAACACACAAUUAACAUAUGAACUUUCUAUUUGCAUUCAUUUGGGAAAUUUAUUUUCCUUUUGUUUUAUUUCUCAAGCUCAAAAUGUUAACUAUCAAUUGAGUUUGUAACAAAUACCAAUCUGAAUAUUUGCCUUUCCAUGUGGAUGUUUUUCUAUGCAGAUCUUUAAAGGCUAAUCAGUUGUGCUGGACAUUGGUGGCUUAUGCCUGUAAUCCUAGUUACUCAGGAGGCUGAGAUCUGAAGAUCAAAA